AUGCAUAUCUGGAUCCUAAAAAUAAUCCUUCUGAUUGCAUCAUCUCUGAGCCUGGUCGAGAUGUAUGACAAUUAUGGGGAGAUCUGUCGAAACCUGUGCACAUGUGAGGAGAAGGAAGGGAUCCUGACGGUGAGCUGCGAAAACCGGGGAAUCAUCAGGCUGACGGAGGUCAGCCCGGUCCAUUUCUCCAUGUACCACCUCCUGCUGACGGGGAAUCUCCUGAAGAAGCUGUCAGUCAAUGAUUUCAUCAAUUACACCGGUGUGACCAUCCUGCACUUGGGGAACAAUGAUAUCUCUGAGAUAGAGUCGGGUGCUUUCAACGGACUCCAGGGAUUAAAAAGGUUGCACCUGAAUAACAACAAGAUUGAUGUUUUGAGGGAUGACACCUUUGCAGGACUUGAGAGUUUGGAAUAUCUACAGAUUGAUUAUAAUUACAUCACCAAUAUAGAGCCCAACGCCUUGAGCAAACUACACCAACUGACAGUGAUGAUUUUGAACGACAACCUGCUCUCUGCUCUGCCCCCAAAUAUCUUCCGGAAUGUUCCCCUUACGCACUUGGACCUGAGGGGGAACCGGUUAAAAAUGUUUCCUUACAUUGGCCUCCUGGAGCACAUGGACAAAGUUGUGGAAUUACAACUAGAGGAGAAUCCGUGGAAUUGCUCCUGUGAGCUCAUUGCUCUGAAGGCUUGGCUGGAGAGUAUAGCCUAUACGGCUCUGGUGGGAGAAGUGGUGUGCGAGACACCGUUCAGGCUCCACGGUAGGGACCUGGACGAGGUGUCCAAGCAGGAACUAUGUCCAAGAAGACCCCUAGAAGACACGGUCAGGCCAGCACCCCCUAGCAGCACAAGUGGAUAUUACCAGACCACACCUGCUGCUGUCACAGCCUCCGCCACAUCCUCAGCUGUUUUUAGGUCCUCUUCUAGGCCUACCAAGGGCACACGCCAAUUUAACAGAACUAGGUUAAAGCCCACUUCCCGAAUACCAGGUGGUAACCCUUACAACUAUGGCCCAAUCAUUGCUUUUCAGACAAAAUCUCCUGUGCCUUUGGACUGUCCCACUGCCUGCACGUGUAACCUGCAGAUAUCUGAAAUCGGGCUAAAUGUCAACUGUCAAGAGAGAAAGAUUGAAAGCAUUUCUGAUCUAAAACCCAAGCCAUACAAUCCUAAAAAGAUGUAUCUCACUGGAAAUUACAUCCCUGUGGUACGGAGAUCAGAUUUUGUCGAUGCAACUGGAUUGGAUUUGCUUCACUUGGGAAACAACAGGAUAAGUCUGAUCCACGACCGGGCUUUUGGGGAUUUAACCAACCUGCGUAGGCUGUAUUUAAAUGGUAAUCUCAUGGACAGGCUUACAGGAGAAAUGUUUUUUGGUUUGCAGAACUUGCAGUAUCUUUAUUUAGAAUACAACAAAAUCAAGGAGGUUGAUGCGGGCACUUUCCGCUACCUCCCUAAUCUCCAGCUGCUUUUCCUCAACAAUAACCUCCUGAAAACCUUACCUGUGGGCAUCUUUUCCAGCCUCUCCCUGUCUAGGCUUAAUCUGCGCAACAACCAUUUCCAAAACCUGCCUGUGAGUGGUGUUUUAGACCAGCUGAAACUGCUGGUACAGAUAGAUCUGUUUGAAAACCCCUGGGACUGCUCUUGCGACAUAGUGGGGAUGAAGAUAUGGCUCGAGCAGCUCAGUGCAGGCACCGUGGUUAACGAGGUGGUGUGUGAGACACCCAAACGCCACACAGGAAUGGACGUGCGUUCGAUCCAGUCAGAGCAGCUCUGCCCAGAUUACUCUGAUGCGUAUGUCUCACCAACUCCCCCUACGGAAGAGCCCAUAGACGACCGGGUCGUCACCACAGACGCCCCGCAGAAGUUUAACACCCCCAGCAGCACUGUCCCCCUCUCUGUCCUCAUCCUCAGCCUCCUGCUGGUUUUCAUCAUGUCUGUCUUUGUGGCCGCAGGGCUGUUUGUUGUAGUGAUGAAAAAGCGCAAAAAAUCACAGAGUGAUCGCACUAGCACCAACAACUCAGACGUCAGCUCUUUUAACCUGCAGUACAGCCUCUACAGCAACCGCUCUGGCCCCAAAGUGAAGGCCCCGGCCGGUCACGUAUAUGAGUAUAUCCCCCACCCCAUGGGCCAUAUGUGCAAAAACCCCAUUUACAGGUCCCGAGAAGGAAACACAGUGGAGGAUUACCGUGACCUCCAUGAGCUCAAGGUCACGUACAGGAGUGCCCCAGAUGAGGAGAGGGAUAGCAGUACAAUGAGGAGCCCUACUUACAGUGUGAGCACCAUCGAGCCACGUGAAAACCCCUCCCCCGUCCAGGAUGCAGACCAUUUCUUCAGGGGCAUCCUUGAGCCCGAUAAGCAGUCCCCCCAUCCGUCCAUGGCAUCCAUCCCAGCAGGUGCCAAUUUAGAGUACAAGUACACAGGGCCUGUGUCGUACACGUACAACCCAAAUUUUGAUGUCAGACGUCAGUUCUUGCACCCGGAGAGGAUAAGAGAAACGGUGCUCUAUGGCACAGCACCCAGUACUGUUUAUGUUGAGCCCAACAGGAAUGAGUAUUUGGAGCUAAAAGCUAAACUGCAGUCUGAGCCCGAUUACCUCGAAGUUCUUGAGAAACAGACCACCUUUAGCCAGUUCUGA
Micropterus dolomieu (smallmouth bass) is the source of this 2628-nucleotide messenger RNA. It is a transcript of the gene slitrk5, whose product is annotated as SLIT and NTRK-like protein 5. Gene Ontology annotation, biological process: regulation of presynapse assembly; positive regulation of synapse assembly; axonogenesis. Bases 1 to 2628 code for a protein of 875 amino acids. Gene Ontology annotation, cellular component: membrane. The record is from RefSeq and is a predicted model, not a curated record. Lineage: Eukaryota; Metazoa; Chordata; Actinopteri; Centrarchiformes; Centrarchidae. Gene Ontology annotation, molecular function: protein binding. The transcript has a single exon.